Molecule: messenger RNA, 2822 nt
Organism: Phragmites australis (common reed)
Lineage: Eukaryota; Viridiplantae; Streptophyta; Magnoliopsida; Poales; Poaceae
Product: formin-like protein 13
Exons: 4
Coding region: 274-2598 (774 amino acids)
Biological process (GO): actin nucleation; actin cytoskeleton organization
Molecular function (GO): actin filament binding
Source: RefSeq, a predicted model, not a curated record
UAGUCACUGACUAGUGGGUUCGAUUGACCCAGGGGCCCAGAGGUCGGUGCCAGUGUCCGUGGAAUAAGGCGCCGUUCUCUCAACACCGCGUGGCGCGUCGAGUACACUCUCUCAUUUGCCACUCUCGGUGACGCAGCCCCUCCUCGUUCUCCUUCCAAAGACCACGUCACAAAAAGAAACCGAAACAACGACACGAAGGUUUUGAAAUUUGCGGAGGAGAAUUCAGAAUUUUUUUAGAGAAUUUAGAUUUCUACCAGGGCUGUACCACCUACCAUGAGAGGAAUAGAAUUCGUUGUGAGCGUCGCUGUGGCGGUAGCUGAGCUCUUGCUGUCGGUGGCAGCGGCGGAGGACGGCGGAAGCCUCCGGCGCCGGUCGCUCCACCAGCCGUUCUUCCCCGUCGAGUCGCCCCCACCGCCGCCGGCGAACGAUGAUAGCUCUCUCGUGCCACCGCCCGAUGCCGCGGCGGCGGCGGCCACGGGCGGCGGGCGGUCAGAGACCAGCGUCACCAACGCCGUCGCCAUCGCGCUCGCCGCAGGCCUCGUCGCCCUCGCGGUGGCGUCCUACUCGUGCUUCCUCCUGUGGCGCCGCCGCUCCGAUGGAGGCGGGGUCGACGAGGGGCGCGGCGCGAAGUCGGUGCGCGCCGCUGCCGCGAGAGUUGCUAGCGACGUCGGGAGCAGCGCCCGGCACCAUAGGUCGCUGUCGCCGAGCUCGACGGCGUCCGACGCGAUAUACCUCGACCCGCUCACAACGUUGGUGGAGGUGAACCGGCACCGGCAGCAGAGCCCGGACCUCCGGCCGCUCGCGCUCGUUAAGCAGCCGAGCCCUGACCUCCGGCCGUUGCCACCGCUAAAGCGGCCGGCCCCGCAACCGCCGCCCCCGCCGGCGUCCACGCCGCCGAUGACCACCACGGGGGAUUCAUCCGACGAGGACCAGGCGACGUACUACACCGCGCCGAAGACCGCCAAGUCCUCGUUCAGCCGGAGCACGAGCCAGCGCAGCACCCUGGAGCAAACAGUGCCUCAACCGCCCGCGCUUGCUUCCGCGCCCACGCCCACACCUCCGCCGCCGCCACAAGCGAAUCCUCUGCGGCCUGCUCGCCCGCCUCCACCCCCGCCGCAGCCGAGGCAGAGGCUGCUGCGGCCGAUGCCCGCGGAGUCCGCGCCCCCCGCUGCCCUUGCCAAUUUGGCGCUAACCAAUUCCCCUGAGCCCGUUCAAGACAGGGGAAGCGAGAUCCCCGACGGCCACGGCGGGAGCGCGCCGCCGCCCAAGCCGCCGAGCCUGAAACCGCUACACUGGGACAAGCUCCGCGCCAUCUCCGGCCGCACCACCGUCUGGGACCAGGUCCAUAACUCCGACUCGUUCCGCGUGGACGAGGAGGCAAUGGAGAGCUUGUUCCUGAACAAAACCGGCGGCGCGGGCACGGGGAGUUCCGAUCAGUUGGCGAAGAGGGGAGGCGCCGGGAAGCAGGAGAGCCGGCUGCUGGACCCGAAGCGGCUGCAGAACGUCGCGAUCAUGCUCAAGUCGCUCAAUGUGAUAUCGGACGAUGUGAUUGGAGCACUCAUGCACGGAAACGGAGAUUUGGGGUCUGAGUUCUACGAAACACUAGCUAAGAUGGCUCCGACCAAAGAAGAAGAAUUGAAGCUAAACGAUUAUAGUGGUGAUAUAUCAAGAAUUGAUCCAGCAGAGCGCUUUCUGAAAGACAUACUUGAUGUUCCUUUUGCCUUCAAGAGAGUAGACGCACUGCUGUACAAAGCAAACUUUGAUAAUGAAGUGAAUUAUCUAAGGAAAUCUUUUGGAACGCUGGAGGCAGCCUGUGCAGAUUUAAGAAGCAGCAAGCUAUUCUUGAAGUUGCUAGAUGCAGUUCUUAAGACUGGAAACCGCAUGAACGAUGGAACUAAUCGAGGCGAAGCAAGGGCCUUCAAGCUUGACACUCUUCUAAAGCUUGCAGACAUCAAGUCCACAGACGGAAAAACAACAGUGCUCCAUUUCGUGGUACAAGAGAUCAUCCGAUCAGAAGGCUUUGGUUCCGAUGAAACAACAGUAAAUCCUGGCAGAACUAGUAAGGAACAGUUUAAGAAGGAUGGCCUGAAAGUACUUGCAGGGCUCAGCAGCGAGAUCUCAAACGUGAAGAGGGCAGCCACAUUGGAGAUGGACACCUUGAUCGGCAACGUCUCGAGGCUCGAAACUGACCUCGAGAAGGUUAAGCUAGUCUUGCCACUCAAGGAGGCAUGUCCCGAUCAAGGCUCAAGCGAGAAGUUUUUCAAGGAAAUGGAUGCAUUCCUAGAAAGAGCUCAGGUGGAGAUUGUGAGCGUGAAAACAGCAGGGGAGGGCGCGCUGCGACGCGUGAAGGAGACAACGGAGUACUUCCAUGGCGACGCCACCAAGGAGGAGCCUCACCACCUGAGGAUAUUCAUGGUGGUGAGCGAAUUCCUCUCGACACUGGACCGCGUGUGCCGGGACGUCGGCAGAACGCCGGAGAGGGUGAUGAUGGGGUCCGGCAAAUUGUUCCGCGUCACAGCGGGCACCUCCCUGCCGCCGCGCCGGUAUGAGACGCGACGGGAGCUUAGCUCCUCCGAUGAGGACAGCUCGUCGUCUUAGAGUAACUAGGAACCUCUCUUUUUGAUGCAUAGGGUAGUUGUUCAGAUUUGAGGGCAGUGAUUCUUGCAAUGUUGAGCAUGUGUAGUCAAAUGUCAGAACUUAGAAGAGGAAGUCACUGUGUAAUACAGUAAUAGAUGCUUACAAAGGUUAAAAGAUAUAUAGCUGUACAAAGACAAGGUUUCUUGACUCUGUAUUAUGAUAUAUUCAUUCUCUUACUUUUGUAA